This is a messenger RNA of Onthophagus taurus, 425 nucleotides long. It is a transcript of the gene roh, whose product is annotated as reduction of Rh1. The record is from RefSeq and is a predicted model, not a curated record. Lineage: Eukaryota; Metazoa; Arthropoda; Insecta; Coleoptera; Scarabaeidae.
GUAUCGUAAAUCACCAGGAAUUUAAAUUUUUAGCAGUUGGCAUUAUACUAGGUGUUCUUGAUCGAUCGGAUUAUAUAAAAAUCAAUUAAAAUGGGAGACGCCGCUUCUUCGAAACCACUAGGAAGACCCAUGAAGUAUCCGUACACAUUUUCAGCAAAAAUCGCCCAAUUCCCAUGGAAAUUUUACUUUACAAAGCAAUGGAUCUGGAAAUAUUAUGCCGUCGCCUUUGUAGUUUGCAUACCAGUCUUUAAAAAGAUCUCCAACUUAGCUAAUUCUCCUGAAAACGUUGCUAAAUGGGCUGAAAUUCGUAAAAGGGAAGCUGCGGAACAUCAUUAAGAAAAUAUUUAAAAAAAUGGGAAAUAUUUAGUAAUGUGAAAAGCAUUUUUUUGUUAAAAACUAUGAAAUAAAUUAGAUCCAAAUUUAAA